Molecule: messenger RNA, 1311 nt
Organism: Eruca vesicaria subsp. sativa (arugula)
Lineage: Eukaryota; Viridiplantae; Streptophyta; Magnoliopsida; Brassicales; Brassicaceae
Source: the annotation of a GenBank genome assembly
AUGAAAUCAUUGUUGAUCAUAAAUUUGAGCAAGAACAAUCUGAGUAUUUCAAUUCCACAAGCUCUUCUCAAAAGAAAAAAGGAAGGACUAAAGUUAAUUGUUGAUGGAGAUGAGAUAAAUAAAUGUCUACCUGGUUCAUGCGUCCUAAAGAAGAAAUUUCCGGUGAUAAUUGUUGCACUGGUGGCUUCAGCUGUAGUGGUCCUGAUCGUAGCGGUGCUGUUUUUCAUUUUUGUGUUAAGAAAGAAAAAGACAUCAAGUCAUGUGGAAGCUAUUAUCCCUUCAGGAGUUACGCCACGGGCGCAUUUCACACCCACUAGUACUUCUGAGGGAACAAUCGAGACUCAAAAGCGAAGAUAUAGUCAUGCAGAGGUUGUGGAAAUGACAAACAACUUCAAAAGAGCUUUAGGUGAAGGAGGGUUUGGCGUGGUCUAUCAUGGUUAUUUGAACGGUAAACAACAAGUAGCUGUUAAAGUACUUUCUGAAUCUUCAUCACAAGGCUAUAAACACUUCAAAGCAGAGGUUGAACUUCUUCUGAGGGUUCACCACAUAAAUUUGGUAAACCUGGUUGGUUAUUGUGAUGAACGAGAUCAUCUGGCUCUCCUCUACGAGUACAUGUCCAAUGGAGACUUAAAAUAUCAUUUGUCAGGAAAACAAGGUGGCUCUGUUUUGAGUUGGAGUACUCGAUUACAAAUAGCUGUCGACGCUGCACUAGGAUUGGAAUACUUGCAUAUUGGAUCCCAACCAUCAAUGGUACACAGAGAUGUCAAAAGUACGAACAUAUUAUUAGACGAGCAGUUCUCAGCCAAAAUUGCAGAUUUUGGUCUUUCAAGAUCUUUCCAACUCGAAGAUGAAUCACAUGUUUCUACGGUUGUUGCUGGUACUCCAGGAUAUCUUGACCCCGAAUAUUACAGAACUGGUCGUUUGGCAGAAACAAGCGAUGUCUAUAGUUUUGGGAUUGUAUUAUUAGAGAUAAUCACAAACCAACCUGUGAUUGACCAAACUCGUGGAAAGUCUCACAUAACGGAUUGGACGGCAUUUAUGCUUAAUAGUGGAGAUAUAACCAGAAUCAUGGAUCCUAAACUUAAGGGAGAGUAUAACUCUCGCUCUGUCUGGAGAGCAAUUGAAUUGGCUAUGUUGUGUGCGAACCCUUCUUCAGAAAAACGACCAAGCAUGUCCCAAGUUGUUAUCGAACUAAAAGAGUGUCUUGCUUCUGAAAACUCUGUGAAAAGUAAGAGUCAAGACACAAACUCUCACAGUUCCUUUGAAAUGAGCAUGAGCUUUGACACCAAGGCUGUGCCUAGGGCAAGAUAA